Bacidia gigantensis is the source of this 318-nucleotide messenger RNA. RefSeq names its product 60S ribosomal protein L26A (gene RPL26A). The record is from RefSeq and is a predicted model, not a curated record. Gene Ontology annotation, biological process: ribosomal large subunit biogenesis; cytoplasmic translation. NCBI's taxonomy places the organism in Eukaryota, Fungi, Ascomycota, Lecanoromycetes, Lecanorales, Ramalinaceae. The transcript is spliced from 2 exons. Gene Ontology annotation, cellular component: ribosome; cytosolic large ribosomal subunit. Gene Ontology annotation, molecular function: RNA binding; structural constituent of ribosome. Bases 1 to 318 code for a protein of 105 amino acids.
AUGAGCGCUACCCUUUCAAAAGAACUACGAGAUAAAUAUAGUGUCCGCUCCAUUCCCAUCCGCAAAGACGACGAAGUGACAAUUCUUCGUGGCUCUAACAAAGGCCGAGAAGGCAAGGUUACUUCGGUCUACCGCCUCAAAUACGUGAUCCAUGUCGAGCGGGUAACGAGAGACAAGAGCAAUGGACAGAGUGUUCCCUUAGGCAUCGCCCCGAGCAAGGUAGCCAUUACGAAAUUGAAGCUGGAUAAGGAUCGCGAGAAAAUUCUAGAGAGGGCGAAGGCGGGCAGGGAGGAGGCUAAGAAGAGGAGAGAGGCUUGA